Messenger RNA from Nilaparvata lugens (brown planthopper), 1961 nucleotides. It is a transcript of the gene Ir21a, whose product is annotated as ionotropic receptor 21a. The coding region runs from base 46 to 1704 and encodes 552 amino acids. Gene Ontology annotation, cellular component: membrane. The transcript has 8 exons. Lineage: Eukaryota; Metazoa; Arthropoda; Insecta; Hemiptera; Delphacidae. The record is from RefSeq and is a predicted model, not a curated record. Gene Ontology annotation, molecular function: glutamate-gated receptor activity.
UUAAGCAGAAUUUUAAUGGCUUCAUGAGAAUAAUGUUUGAUAUUUAUGUUCACAAAUUAUUUAUCCUUGAAGGUAAUAAUUGAACAACUUCUGAAAACUUAUCCAUAUCCUUCAGUCCAUGGACGACUCCUCAUAACAGGGAGAUCGAUGAAGGUGAAAGGCGAUAUUAUCAAAAAAAGACGAGAACAGAAAUGCAAUAAUUUUGUGCUGCUGACGAAAGAACUGGAAAUGGUUUCUGAUGUACUUGGUAAACAGCCUGAAUCAAGAAUCAUUAUUGUCCCACUGACAUCGCUCUGGCAGUUGUCGUCGUUUCUGACAAGCCCAAUAUCACAGAAUUUGGUCAAUAUGUUGAUAUUGUUCGACCCUUCACUGACAGUGGAAGGCCUAGAAGCGAGGAACAAUUCAAAAGAUAUAACAAUUUACACGCAUCUUCUGUUCACUGAUUCGAUGGGAGCUACCGUGCCCAAGGUGAUGACAGUGUGGCGGUGCGACCGCCUCACUCAGCCCAAAUUGAACCUCUUUCCAAAUAAAUUCCAGUCUGGUUUCAACGGCUAUAGAUUUCGUUUAUCAGGAGCUCAACAGCCACCUUUUGUAUUCAGAAAGAAAAAUCAGCAAAGCAAAUCGAAUGCAGAUGAGAGGAUCACAACCUGGGAUGGAUAUGAAGUAAGGCUCCUUCAACUUGUUUCUGAAGCUCUAAAUUUCACCUUCAAAAUAGAGGAGCCAGCUGACUCAGGGAAUGCUUCUGAUAGAAGAGUGAUCAAAGAAGUAAGAAACCUUAGAGCAGACAUUGCAAUCGCAGGGAUUCCAGCCACUGCUGACAGAAUGAACGAGUUUUCUUUUUCAACAGUACAUUCCUAUGACUGCGCUAACUUCAUCACGUUAACAUCAACAGCUUUACCAAAAUAUAGAGCGAUAUUGGGACCGUUUCGGCUGGAAGUGUGGAUUUGUUUGAUAUUGAUAUACUUAUUUGCCAUCAUUCCAAUAUCGUUCUCAGCAAGACACACGCUCAAACAUCUACUGGAAGAUCCGUGGGAGAUUGAAAACAUGUUUUGGUAUGUCUUCGGCACGUUCACCAACUGCUUCACUUUCAUUGGAAGAGGAUCGUGGACGAGUGGAAAACAUAAUGCAACACGCUUAUUCGUAGGUACUUAUUGGGUAUUUACAAUUAUAAUCACAGCAGCAUACACAGGCUGUAUCAUUGCCUUCAUAACAUUGCCGGCAUAUCCUCCUGUUCUCGACACUGCUCAACAACUUCUUAAGGCCAAUUAUCGUAUUGGAAUUCUAAACGGAAGUGGAUGGCAAGCAGCAUUUGAAAAUUCCAGUGAUAAAGUGACAGACAGGCUUUUAAAGAAGGCUGAUUUUGUUCCAAAUCUUGCACUUGGAUUGAAAAACGUCUCCAAAGCCGUCUAUUGGAAGCCAUAUGCAUUUCUUGGAUCGAAAGAAGAAAUGAAGUUCAUGAUCAACACCAAUUAUACUCCCAGUUCUAGACACAAGAAAUCACUGUUUCAUCUGAGUAAGGAGUGCUUUGUUCCUCUAAUGGUAUCCGCUGUAUUUUCGAAAGAUGCCAUCUACAAACACCCACUGGAUGUAACUAUUAUGAGGGUGAUUCAGAGCGGAUUAUUCAUGAAAUUGUCAAGGGAUGUAGAAUGGGAUCAGUACCGCGCGAGUACAGGAAAACUAAUGCAAGUAGGUUCAGUAAUUUGAUUUCAAAAUUAUUUCUCUACUUGAAAAGUUGAAUCUGUUUCUUUCAAUGACUUUUCUAAUCAAACUAAACAAUUUUUUCAAGAUAUUGGUAUUGUUGAGUUACUGAAAUUACUAUUAAAUAAUUUUUUAGCCAACUGUGCAACCGAUAAAUUGCAAAAAAUUAUCACAAAUAAUGUGUAUCAAAUCACAUAAAACUGUAGGACCAAUCAUCUCUCAUUAUCAUCCGCCUCAUUACCCACGCAUAAGCCUAGGCUCAU